CCGGAGCAGGUGGAGUCGUAUUUUUAGGUUGGAAUUUAAGUGUUUAGAGUCGGGUCGCCUGAUCGUCUAAUCGCAUCUAUGAUCUAGUGACGAGGAACGGUUGAUAAAAGGAAUCUAGACGACACAGCCUCGCGCUGGCCCAAACCCUAACAACCCAUCCUAAUCUUUUUCACACCACCCAUUCACUUGGCUCACGCUAAACGAGACCAAAAAAAACCACAAUGGACAACCAGACCCCGAUUCCUCCGAACGAAGCCAUGUUCCGAGCCCUCAUCUACUGGGGUGAAGAGAAUUCCGCCCAGAUCCGCGAAGCCCAUCUCUCCAAAGGCGGCUGGGAAGGCUGGAUGCAAGAAGAGAUGCGCUUCUUGUACAACGCCGGCCGCGAAGACAACUGCUACGAGAACAGCGAGAAGAUGGCCGCCGAUAUUGUCCUGUCGCCCGGGACAUCUGGCGAGGAUGUCUUUCCCAACGAGCCAUAUGUUGGGGAAGAGUGUGCAAUCAUCGAGCUAAAGUGCGAGAGCUAUCACAAUGCGCACAAGUUUAAGGGGGAGGUUAAGAAGGAUAUGAACAAGGUCAAUGGUGGAAUCUUCAAGACUCGUUUGUUUCAGGGAGGAUGCAAUAUCUAUUGCAUUGCGCUUGCAAUGACCAACGAGGGUGCUUGUGAUAUGGAAGAUUUGGGGUUGGAGUUGUAUGAAUUUGACGACGCGAAGGCCCCGUUUCAGAUCUGGUGGUCUGUGAGGAUGAUCGAUGCCGAUGAGUAUACCGAUGAGGAAGACGAGGAAAUCGACGAUUUUGAGGAUGACGACACUCUGAACGACGAUGAGAAUGAUGGAGCUAAUGACGGGACAUUUGGCUACCCAGGCAACAACAAUGGGUACAACUAUCAAUACGGUACAUACUAUUGAGGUAAAGUUGGUGAUGAGCCUUGCAAGGCCCUUUCAGUAUGUACAUACGUUCUGUUUCUUUUUCGUUUUUGAGAUAUUGAAACUACAGACUACUAUCAUCCUUAACCACAGCGAUUCUAUUUGAUAGAUCAAUAAUACCUCAAGCAG
Messenger RNA from Aspergillus melleus, 1052 nucleotides. RefSeq lists its product as uncharacterized. The transcript has a single exon. The coding region runs from base 222 to 905 and encodes 227 amino acids. Lineage: Eukaryota; Fungi; Ascomycota; Eurotiomycetes; Eurotiales; Aspergillaceae. The record is from RefSeq and is a predicted model, not a curated record.